Rotaria sordida is the source of this 1953-nucleotide messenger RNA. NCBI's taxonomy places the organism in Eukaryota, Metazoa, Rotifera, Eurotatoria, Philodinida, Philodinidae. The record is from the annotation of a GenBank genome assembly.
AUGCUCACAUCACAUCUCUAUUGGUUUCUUUAUCGUCGUCGACAUAAAUUCUUAAUUUUUCUUAUUAUUAUAUUUUGUAUAUUAUUUUUCUUCUAUGGAAAUGAUUAUAAAGUAUCAUCCGAAACUAAAAAACCAUUAGAUAAACCAAAAAUAAUUUCUAAUAAAAGAAAAAUACGUAUUAAUCGAGAAACAUAUUCAACACCAGAACCAUGUCAAGGUUGUCCAGGUGAAAAUGGACAAGGUGUACAAUUAACAGCUGAAGAAUCGAAAAAUUUAGAUGUUGUGAUGAAAAAAGAAUUUUUUAAUUUACGUGCAAGUGAUAAAAUUUCAUUAUGGAGAUCAUUACCAGAUACUCGUGAUCAAUUAUGUAAAUCUACUGAAUAUCCAAAAGAUUUACCAACAGCAUCAGUUGUAAUAGUAUUUAAAAAUGAACGUUGGUCACCAGUUCUUCGAACAGUUUAUUCUGUACUUAAUCGAUCACCAAAACAUUUACUUAACGAAGUUAUUUUAGUUGAUGAUCAAUCAGAUAUUGAGGAAAUGGGUCAACGUUUAGAUGAUUAUUGUGAAGAACAUUUUGGUGAUUUAGUACGUAUUUUACGUGCACCAACAAGACUUGGAUUAAUUAAAGCAAAAAAUUAUGGUGCAAAAAAUGCUACUGGAGAUGUUGUUGUGUUUCUUGAUGCACAUUGUGAAGCAAAUGCUGGAUGGCUUGAACCAAUAGUUUAUCGUAUUCAACAAAAACGAACAGCUAUACUUUGUCCUAUAAUUGAUGGAAUAAAUAGUUAUGCUUUAUCAUAUCAUAGAGGUUUCUCUAAUACUGUUGGAACAUUUACAUGGUCACUUCAUUUUUCUUGGUCUAAUAUGUUUUCUCGUAUUUACAAUACACGAAAAUCAUCAGUUGAUCCUUUCCCGUUAGAACCGCUUUUGCUUCGAAUUAAAGAAAAACGUUCAGCUAUUUUAUGUCCGGGUAUAGAUAUGAUUAGUGAUCAAAAUAUGGCUUAUGGUGGUACGGGUGAUGGUAGUGUAGGUGGUUUUUGGUGGUCAUUACAUUUUAAUUGGGUACCGAUUCCAGGUCGUAUACGUAAUGCAAAAAAAUCAAGAAUUGAUCCGUAUCCAUCACCAACAAUGGCUGGUGGUCUUUUAGCUGCACAUAGAGAAUAUUUUUUUGAAAUUGGUGGUUAUGAUGACGAUAUGGAAGUAUGGGGUGGUGAAAAUCUUGAAAUAUCAUUUCGUGUAUGGAUGUGUGGUGGUAGUCUUGAAUUUGUUCCAUGUUCUCGUGUUGGUCAUAUAUUUCGACCAGGUCAUCCAUAUAAUAUGACUGGAGAAAAAGGUAAAGGUGAUGUACAUGGUCGAAAUUCAAUGCGACUUGCUGAAGUAUGGAUGGAUGAUUAUAAACGUUUUUAUUAUAUGCAUAGACAUGAUUUAAAAGGUAAAGAUUUUGGUGAUGUUGAAAGUCGUCGAGAAAUUCGUAAACGUUUAAAUUGUCAUUCAUUUAAAUGGUAUCUUGAUAAUGUAUUUCCUGAAAAAUUUAUUCUUGAUGAAAAUGUUCAUGCAUAUGGAGAAGUUCGAAAUCCAUCAUCAAGUUUAUGUUUGGAUACAUUAGGUAGAGAUGAAAAAGGUUCAAUAUCAUUAUCAAUAUUUUCAUGUCAAAAUGGUGUAUCAGCAAAUCAGUAUUUUUCAUUAUCAAAAAAAGAUCAGUUACGUCGUGAAGAUACAUGUGCAGUUGCAUUAGGACAAGAUUCGGAUACAAUGACUGUUUCUCUAUCUCCAUGUGAUUAUGCUGGUAGCAAUCAAAAAUGGGUACAUGAAAAACGUGGAUCAAUUGUUCAUUAUCCAAGUAAACUUUGUCUUGAUGUAGAAGGUCUUUCAAAUAAUGAUCAAGUUAAAUUAAGAAAAUGUGAACCAAAUAAACUAUCACAAAAAUGGCUAUUUGAACAUUAUUCAACAACUUAA